Agrilus planipennis (emerald ash borer) is the source of this 1193-nucleotide messenger RNA. RefSeq names its product venom acid phosphatase Acph-1. The record is from RefSeq and is a predicted model, not a curated record. Bases 16 to 1131 code for a protein of 371 amino acids. NCBI's taxonomy places the organism in Eukaryota, Metazoa, Arthropoda, Insecta, Coleoptera, Buprestidae. Gene Ontology annotation, biological process: dephosphorylation. Gene Ontology annotation, molecular function: phosphatase activity. The transcript has 6 exons.
AAUUCGUUUUCUACAAUGAUAAUCUUUGCAGUGGUUGUGUCUCUUCUCUUCCAUACUUUUUGCACUUCGCUUCCGUUCAGUACCUACGGUAGGGACGGACCAUGCGAUGAAUUAGUUCUGCUUAAUGUGAUUCAUAGGCAUGGUUAUAGAGCAAGAGAUGCAGCAACUUAUCCUAAUGAUCCUUACAUCAAUGAAACGUUUUUCCCUUAUGGACUUGGUCAACUAACAAACAAAGGAAAAUUAAGGAUGUAUAACGUUGGAGUAGACUUAAAACAGAGGUAUCGAUGUUUUUUGGGAGAUCUGUACUUUCCUGACCUUAUAGAAGCCCGCAGUACAGACGUUAACAGAACUAAAGCUUCGUUAGCGUUGUCAUCAGCAGGACUUUUCCCUCCUAAAGGACCUCUCAUAUGGUCCUUGCUUAACUGGAUACCAAUUCCUUACAAUUACGAAAAGAUCGAAAAUGACUUCGUUUUAGGCAGUAAAUUUAGUAAUUGUCCAAAAUAUGUUCAGCUGUAUGGUGAACACCUCAAUGGCCCUGGUGCAGAACUGUAUUCAGAUGAUAUCCCUUUUUACAAAUACUUAACGGAAAAUUCUGGAAUGAACGUCACUGAUCCAAGUCAGAUUUACGGUUUAUAUUUUGCCCUCAAAACAGAAGAAGAAUGGGGCCUUUCAAUACCCAGAUGGGCGAAGCCGUACCUGGAUACUGAACUUAAAAAGGGUACCAUAAAGCAAUACAAACUGCAAACCGGUACUACCGAGCUUAAAAAAUUAGCUGCAGGGUUCUAUAUAAAGAAAAUUUUAGAAGACAGCCUUCGAAAAAUCAGUAACUCUCUGACUCCGCAAGAUAGGAAGCUUUUCCUGUAUUCUGCACAUGAGUAUAACAUUGCGAAUAUUUUGACUGCGUUGGACAUUUACAACGACAUUAUUCCCAACUACGGUUCUCACAUUAUUAUAGAAUUGCGUAAAAUCAAUGGUGUCUAUGGAUUUAAGGUCUUGUUACAAAAUUACGAAGGAAAUGGAGAAUUACAAUUACUGAAAUUACCCAAGUGCGAUUAUUUUUGUCCGCUCGAUAGAUUCGUACAAAUCGUUCAGGACAUCAUCCCCGAAGAUGAAUCCGCUUGUAACGUAUGAAACUGUCAAUUAUUGAAAUAUUUGUAAAAUUGAACAACAAAUAAACAUAUUUUAUUAUAUAA